CCCCACCGGAAGCGGAAGUGGUGGUACCGGAAGAUGGCGGCGCUGGGGCGACUGGCGGGUUUGGGGGCGGUGAACAGGCUGCUUUUGGCUGCUCCGCAGGUGACUGCGGUUGCGGUGCGAUGCGCAUCCAAGAAGAGUGGAGGCAGCUCAAAAAAUCUCGGUGGCCGCAGCCCCGGGAAACGCUAUGGCUAUAAGAAAACAGAGGGCGCCUUUGUUCAUGCAGGCAACACAUUAGCCACCCAACGGAUAAUACGCUGGCAUCCAGGGGCUCAUGUGGGGAUGGGUUGUAACAAGACUCUCUAUGCUCUGGAGGAUGGGAUUGUGCGAUUCACCAAGGAGGUUUAUGUGCCACCACCCCGCAGCCCAGAGAGCAGGGAAGUGAUCUGUCGUCUACCAAAAGGGGUGGUGCUUUACAAAACCUUCAUCAACGUUGUCCCCACCAAAGAAGUGGGGAGCUUCAAGCUAGUCACCAUGCUCUGAGGCUCUGCUGCCCCACGCAGUAAUGACUGGUGGGGUGGGACUGAUCACCGUGACAAACCUGGCACUAGAUCAAAAAGAUCCCUGGAGGACUCCUCUAGAUCUGAAAUGACUUGUUGGCAACUCCAGUUUCCUGCUCCUAGAACUCAUUGGGUGUAAAUUUGAGAGUUACAAGGUAAUCUGGACUGCCCUGAAGUUUUUUGGAGAAAUAUAUAUCAAAUAGAUGUUCUGGGGUUCUCUAACA
Molecule: messenger RNA, 721 nt
Organism: Emys orbicularis (European pond turtle)
Lineage: Eukaryota; Metazoa; Chordata; Testudines; Emydidae
Gene: MRPL27
Product: mitochondrial ribosomal protein L27
Exons: 4
Coding region: 34-480 (148 amino acids)
Biological process (GO): translation
Cellular component (GO): mitochondrial large ribosomal subunit; ribosome
Molecular function (GO): structural constituent of ribosome
Source: RefSeq, a predicted model, not a curated record